AUGCUCCCUGAGGGCAUGAAACGAUUCAAGUUCAUUGGGACUGUAGUAAUGGCUGGAAUAGGUUGUUUUCAAUUCUUGACGAGCAGUGAAGCAAGCGCCAAAGGACCUAUCGAAAGCAUCCCAAAGGCAACUACCUACCACGCACCACCUCCGGGAGUGGACUAUUCCACCAAUCCUUCGGUAUUUGGACAAAUAUUGAGCGGCAAAUUACCGGCUCGUACUUUAACAGAGACCACCAAUCUCUUGGCGUUUGAAGAUCGAUCUCCAGCUGCGGAAUUGCACGGAUUGGUCAUUCCCAAACGAUACAUUGAAUCCGUCUUUUCCUUGGAUUCACAAUCGCGAACAGAUAUCGAGUUGGUACAAGAAAUGCAUCAAAUGGGACUGUCGUUGAUUGAAGAAUACCAUCCCGAGGCACUGGCUAGUGGCGAUUACACUCUCUGCUUUCACAUUCCACCCUUUACAUCCGUUGAUCAUUUGCAUCUGCAUGUCUUGGCACCUGCCUCGUCCAUGUCGUGGUGGUAUGGGUCGGUCAAGUACAAAUGUCCCAAGCGGUGGUGUGUCAGUGACAUGACCGUAUUGGAACGAUUGCAAGAAGGCAAACCAGCUGUGCCCUACAAUAAACCAUUCAAGAUCUUUCCCACUCGGUGA
This is a messenger RNA of Cylindrotheca closterium, 648 nucleotides long. The record is from the annotation of a GenBank genome assembly. Lineage: Eukaryota; Bacillariophyta; Bacillariophyceae; Bacillariales; Bacillariaceae.